AUGGCUACGGACACUGAAGAUCUGAAUCUCUACUUCUACAAUCCGUCUACGGCACUCGCGGUCGUCUUCUCCGUCCUCUACUUCCUAUUGACCCUUUACCACUUCCACAUAUCCAUCCUCUAUGCACGCAAGCAACCUAUCAAGCACAGAUAUACGAUCCCCCUUUUCGUUGCAGCCUUGAUAUCGACUGCCGGCUGGAGCGUCCGCAUAGCCAGCAUCAAGAACAAAUCCUCAAUCCCACUCUAUGCCACCUCAGCCUCUUACGUCGUUAUCAGUCCCAUAUUCGUCUGCGCCACGCUCUAUCUGCUCUUAACUCGCCUGAUCCGUUCCAGCUUGCCCGAGGGACCGGCUCAGGUCUUUUUCCAUAUUCCUCCUCGCUGGCUUGGUCGAAUGUUCAUCACGUCCGAUAUCUUCAGUUUUCUGACGCAGUGUUCUGGCUCGGGCAUUGCAAGUUCUGGAAACUGGGAGGGGAACCUGAAAGACGUGGGCACAAAUGUCCUUUUAGUAGGCCUUGCGCUGCAAUUAGCGACAUUCAGCACCUUUCUUCUCGUUCUAGGACGUGUAGUACGCAGAGUCGAUCGAUCUCGCGACAUCGGAUUCGACCCUCGCGUGAAAAAGGUGAUACUUGGUGUGUGGAUUGCCGGGUUUUUCGUCCAGACACGGUCCAUCUAUCGAGUCGUCGAGUUCGGACUCGGCAUUGACGGCUACCCUUUCCGAAACGAGUGGUGUCUCUACGUCCUUGAAGCCGCGCCGAUGUUCAUUGCGAUUGCCGUACUGGGGUGGUACUCUCCUGUUAAAUUGAUGCAGCAGAAGGCGCAAACAGAGAUUACCAUGGAGCGCACGGGAAUUACAGGACGGGGAAAGACGGUGGCUACGUCGGAGAGGGGUACGGUGUGA
Molecule: messenger RNA, 897 nt
Organism: Exophiala bonariae
Lineage: Eukaryota; Fungi; Ascomycota; Eurotiomycetes; Chaetothyriales; Herpotrichiellaceae
Exons: 2
Coding region: 1-897 (298 amino acids)
Cellular component (GO): membrane
Source: RefSeq, a predicted model, not a curated record